AUGCACUUCAACUCCAUCGUCCUGCCUGCGCUCUUCACAAUUGUGAGGGCAGCUGACGAUGGCAUCCACCUCACCUAUGCCACGGCGACUAUAACACAAUGCUUCACUCAAGGUGGUCUGGCCGUCCCUACGGUUACUGUCGCCGCCCCGAGCUGCAUAAUCAAGCCGCCAGCUGUCACAGGAGGUCCCAUCAUCGUCGAGGUGCAAGCCCCUGACUGUGACUGCGGCUGCCCGACUUGCGUGCAGACUCUUGAGUACACCACCAGGUACCCUGCCUUUUGCUCCACUGGCCUCUACGACCAAGAGUAUGUCAUCACCGAGACGUACAAGGGCAUGGAGGCGAAGCCCACCAUGGACCAUGAUCUCCCCUUUGGGUUCACGUAUGAUGUCCAGACGUGUACCACCUGUGGUCCUGAGCCUGUCACUGCUACCAUCACGUAUCCUGUUUCGGACCGCCCGUACAUCAACCAUGUCACAUACCCAACCGAGAAGCCCAUUGCUGUGAAGCCCACCGACAGUGAUAAUGGAUAUGAAGCACCAGAAGACUCCAAGUCUGAGGACAAGUCUGACUACCCAGGAGGCCAGAAAGGUUCAUACCAGGACGAUCCUUACUUCCCAGGAGCUCAAGAAAAUUCAAGGCCUGAGACUGAGCCUUACAGCCCAGAAGGCCCUACCCCUGCCGGGGGUUCAAACAACAAGCCACAAGGAGAAGCCGCACCCAAUGCUCCCGCGGGCGACAACCACGGAUUCCAAUCCAGUGUCAGGCCAAGCUCAGCUACUGACUACCCAGAGAGUGCCCACCCUGGAAUGCCUUCAGAACUCCCAGUUGUCGUAUCGGGUGCUGCCGGUCGCAACCUGGGAUUGGCUGGUGUGGCCAUCGUCGUUGCUGUCGCUUUUGAGUCUCUAUUUUCGCUUUGA
This is a messenger RNA of Fusarium sp. VM40, 918 nucleotides long. NCBI's taxonomy places the organism in Eukaryota, Fungi, Ascomycota, Sordariomycetes, Hypocreales, Nectriaceae. The record is from the annotation of a GenBank genome assembly.